UCAGCCUGUGCUAAAAGCUUGUUUAUUUUUUAUUUAUUUAUAUUUUCACAUAAGACAAAAGAGAGAUGGCACUUCACACGCGACACUCACGUAUAAUCACGCGCUUCAAAUAGCACGGCGGUGUCACGUGUUCAAGUAAAAAAGCUGGACGACACAACAAAAAGUUUUGUGUGACCAUGGAUCCGACCUGCAGUGCUUCUGUGACUCCAGCUGGUUUGACUAUCCAGGUUUGUUUUCCUGCUGCACGUGCUGCCGUUUUGGACAACCUGAACCAGCAGCGGGAGGAGGGUAGGCUGUGUGACCUCUCCAUCCAGGUGCAGGGUCAAGUGUUCAGAGCCCAUCGCUGUGUGCUCGCUGCAUCCUCUCCUUACUUCCAUGACCAGGUGUUACUGAAGAAUGUUACAACUGUUUCCCUACCCUCAGUUAUGGACCCGGUGGCGUUUGAAAGUGUCCUGAGCUCUGCCUACACAGGCCAGCUGAGCAUUGUGCAUGAUGACAUUGUCAACUAUGUCACUGUGGCCAGUUUCCUCCAGAUGUGGCACAUUGUGGAUAAAUGCACCGAGAUCCUGAAGAGAUCCCGGCCCUCAGUAGAAGUCGCCCCAGGGGAGGCCGCUGCAGCUCAUCCUGGCACCGCAUCUCGACAGCAGUCCCCGAGUAGCACUGACUGCUUAUAUCUAGAAAGAGAGGGAAGAAAGAAAGAAAGGAAGCCUGACGCUUUGCCGCCCUUAGCUACAUGGAGACGUCCUCAGCAGUUUCCUAGAUGGGGGCGUCCACGUCCCUCAUCAGCACAGCACUUAGCGGACUCUAAACUAGAUGCUCUUACUGCCUAUGCGGAGAGUGAUUACACCAGUUGUGAAGAGGCAUGGGUAUCAAGCCAUGCCAAAACCAGCCACUUUGGUCAUGAUGGACCUGGCCACAAUAGCCGGCACCAUGGGGGGUUCCCUAGUGGUGAGGCAUUAAAGCAGAAAGUCAGGUUUCAACAGCGGGGAGCGCCGCUGAGCAUUGAUAGACUACUUGAUAAGAAUAGAGAUAAUGGGGAAAGUGAUGAGACACUGGAGAAGAGGAAGAACGAGAAAAGAGAGAUUGAGGCAGAUGAAGGCGUAGGAGAAGAGGCGGAGGACAAGAAGCAAGGCUUUGCACAAGUUGGACACUGUGCAGCCUUCCACCCACUUUCAAAUGAGAAUGAGGAAGCCCGACAUGCCAUGGGGAAGGUGAGCGUGGAGGAUAUAAAGGAAAAGGUGCACAUAGGUUUGGCAGGAGGUGUUCCCUCCUCUGACCUACCCAACGUUCAUGGGUGCCAAAAAAGUGAGGGAGUUCUGGGUCCGUCCUGCUCGGUUUCAGCGCGGCUGCAGUGGCAGACGGGUCCCUGGUCUCAACAAGAGCCGAGGCCUCAGGAGGGUGAGGCUGCCAGCUGCAGUAAAGACGAGGAUGAAGAUGAGGAGGAAGAGGAUGUGGACUUUGAAUGUUUUACAGAAGGUACUAGAGACACAUAUGAUGAAAUUGAAGAUGGCACAGGACAGGUUUCCCAGAGACCUUUAGUGCCUGUGUCUCCUGACUUCACCAUGGCAGGCUCAGAGGUGAACUGGCCCUCCACCAGUGUGGAACAGGGAGGCUCAUUGACUCCCACCUCCAACCGCCAUUUGUCCCCCUCUUCUGCUGCAUUCCCACCACCCCCUUCACCCCCAACCCCAUCAUCAUCAUCCUCCGUCUCCCUUGCUGGAGCCCCGUACACAGGCAAGGUCCACUUCUGCCACUGCGGCAAAGCCUACACCCUGAAGAGUAUGCGUGACCGACACGUGAAGAUGCAGCACCUGAAUCUACGGCCUUUUGGUUGCCCCGUUUGCACAAAGUCCUUCAAGAUGAAGCACCAUCUAACCAAGCACCUUAAGACACAUGGAGGGCUGCGGCCCUAUGAGUGCGGCUUGUGUGGAAAGAAAGUCAUUUGGAGAGACAGCUUCCUGAGGCAUCAGGCCAAAUGUGAGAGACUUGCUUCCAGCUCCUCGGCAAACAGCAACCAAACGAGCACAGCAGCAGCAGAUAUCGAUGACAAUUACAAUUAUGGAUUUGAUGAAGGGGAGGCUUUUCUUGCAAUGGGAGGACAAGUGAAAGUUGAGGAGGUGUACUUUCCUGGAGAGAUGGCGGAUGGGAUGGUUGGGCUGCUGGGGAGUGUGUCUGGGAUUGUGGACGAGUUAAGAACUCAGUCACAAAAUUUGGACACUGGUAUUCAUGUGUUAAAAGAGGAGGCAAGUGAGAGCUUUAGCCGAAAUUGAACAGAAAUGUGAAACUACAGGCUUGGACAAUGAAUCACAUGAUGACUUUAAAAAGUCUACGGACACAAAUCAUUGAAGCCUUCUUUGAACAGCUACUUUUAUUUUAUCCUUUAUAUGUGCACUCUUUUCAUGUUGUGUAUUUUGGAAAACAAAACAACAAUCAUGCUUCAUCGAAGUUGUGCAGUAUCAUGUCGGCUCAGUUCUUGUUUAGUAAUGCUGUAAGCUGUACAUCCGUAUCGAUCAGUGCUGUGAAUGUAAUUCUUGAGCCUGAAUAAAGUUGAUUUGCAUUUUGCACACAAAUUAUAUAUUUUCCACUGGACUGCAGUAUAGGAUCAAAUACAUGGUUAUAGAACAUGUU
This is a messenger RNA of Scomber scombrus (Atlantic mackerel), 2628 nucleotides long. It is a transcript of the gene zbtb22a, whose product is annotated as zinc finger and BTB domain containing 22a. Gene Ontology annotation, molecular function: protein binding; RNA polymerase II cis-regulatory region sequence-specific DNA binding; DNA-binding transcription factor activity, RNA polymerase II-specific. The transcript has 4 exons. Lineage: Eukaryota; Metazoa; Chordata; Actinopteri; Scombriformes; Scombridae. The coding region runs from base 177 to 2270 and encodes 697 amino acids. Gene Ontology annotation, biological process: regulation of transcription by RNA polymerase II. The record is from RefSeq and is a predicted model, not a curated record.